This is a messenger RNA of Alternaria viburni, 2025 nucleotides long. RefSeq lists its product as uncharacterized. The record is from RefSeq and is a predicted model, not a curated record. The transcript has 5 exons. Bases 1 to 2025 code for a protein of 674 amino acids. Gene Ontology annotation, molecular function: protein binding. Lineage: Eukaryota; Fungi; Ascomycota; Dothideomycetes; Pleosporales; Pleosporaceae.
AUGACGAAAGACUGGGAGUUGGUGCAGGAUGAGAUCAAGGAGCUUUCUUUCGUCCAAAAGAAGCCUCUAGAAGAGGUCAAGGAGCUAAUGGAACGCAAACACAGAUUUCGGGCUUCGACACGAGCAUAUCGAAUGAGGUUGAAAGAGUGGGGUAUCAUGAGGCACAAACCGCGAAGAGCCACGAAGUCGCGUCACAAAGCUAGGCUACCCAGUGAGCAGAGUUCCGAUGGCAAUGCUGGGAACGACAACGAGUCAAGCGAGUUCGCAGAACCCAUUUCGAUCAAUUCGACUUCCAGAGAGCAUUGUACAAAGACUGGUGGUUGGCAGGUUGUAGCUAGUCUACCCACUCUUAUCGCCGAUGAAGCCGGGACGGUCGCAGAGCCAACCUUUCUGGGUCUAUUGAAUCAGCCACAAGAUCUCCGGCCAUCCUUCGAAGAGACAUCGUCGCAAGAUUCUAGGCAAGCCUCCGACAUAGUACUAGACAUGGUCGGUGCAGUCCUAGACGGCGAUUUGGAAAAGUUGGAGAAGCUUAUUGUCGAUAAUGUCGAUCGCAUCAACCAUCCAAUUGGUCUGCCUUUCGAUGAAGCAGACGCACGAUUCGUUGGCCACCCUGCUCUGAGCGAGAUGGUGAUCUUGCAGCAUCCAAAUCAGACCGUAUUUGAUAUUGCGUGCGGUAUGCCUUGCGGACCAAUCAUCUGGGUCCUACUUGCCUACGGCGCAAAAGGUUCCAAACACCCACUUGGAACAGACUUGGCAUUGCAUAAUGCCAUCAAAAACGGGCGCACUUACACUGUUCAAGCACUGCUCCAACCUGGUCGUUCAGAGGUCAAUGGACUUCCAGGUUCAAGCUGGACUCCUCUACGUCAAGCAGUCUUCUGGAAUGUCCCUGACAUCGUGCGCAUCCUUCUCAACCGAGGUGCCAGCGUCGAAGAUGCUGGUCCAUCGCCUGAGAAGCCUGGCGUUCACACAGCAUUGCAACUAUGCCUAUUACAUCGAAUGAAGAUCUACACAGACCCUGCGGCACGCAAGAACUGCCACACGAUUUUGGAAAUGCUUCUUAGUGCUGGGGCAAAUGUUCACCGCAAGCCUCCAGAACUUGUUGCCCAGUCAAACCUCAGCAUGUUCAUCAUGGCAUUGCAGAAUCGCCCUUAUUGGGCGGCCGAACUUUCUUCAGACGAGCUUGAAUGCCUCCGGCUGUUUGUUUGCAAGGGUGCUAGCUUCCCUCCGUUCUUUGGAGGUUAUCCUUGCAAGUCUCUGUGUCGGGACAAGUUUGAGCACCAAGCGCUGUGGCAUUCGACUCCAACUUUUGCGCGGUGGCUCAUUGACACCUUUGUACCUACGCCGACGAACGACGGUACCUCGCUCCUAUCUGAGGUUCUCGGCUGCUGUCCGGACGCAAAACGACAUCCCACCGACACGCUACGCGAUGUUGAAGUGCUUCUUGGGAAGGGCGUCGAUCCGAACAGCACAGCUCAUGACGCCCUCAGUCCUUUGGGGAAGUGCAUUGCGGAUUGCCCAGCUGUUGAUAUCGUUCCGCGUCUCCGAAUGCUUCUCGAUGGCGGCGCCGACCCAGAAUGCGAAGACGCGGACGGUGUUCAGCCAUACGUCCGCGCGGCGGAAUCUUUCGAAGAGCCGCUUCGUACCGAGGUCAUGUCAGUGUUGGUCGCUAAGAUCUCAGGCCUUUUCCCCAUCUCAGAGACGCAGACUUAUGACCAAGUCAUGGCGUGCACGCGUCAAACGGGCGACUUCAUGCUCAAUAUGCGUAACAUGGUACCAGGACACGUUCAGAGCAUCUUUCAAAGAGCCUAUUUCACUGUUAUCAGCGAGUACUUCUUGAAUACGAUGACCAGAGUUGCAAAGACGAAGAUGCUAAGCUCGAAAGAGAAGGAUGAAAUCGUCUGGAUUGUUUCUAUGCGAGAUGGCGUCGAUCUACCCAGGUACAGCUUCGACCAGAAACUCGUCAUUGCGCUGCUGGACCCACAACCACUACCAAGUCUCCACAAUGGCUCGAUGACUUCUUCGUAG